UCGUUUUCGAGUUUGUUAAUCAGAGGUUCCGGAGGCCUAUGUUUUGUUUCUUUUUCUUCUCUAUGCAUGACCUAAUUUGCCUGCGCGCAUAUAUGACAGACAGUUGUUGGUCUGGGCACGUCUCCAGAGACACCGGAGAUGCCCGUUUUAAUCCUGAUCAAUCAGACAAAUGAAUCAUGACUCUCGAUUCAGUAAGAGUUGUUCAAAAAUAACAAAUCGUCCGCGAACUGCACAUCUCUAAUAAAGAACUGAGGUUGUGAUUGCUCUGAGCAUGUGACACUUCAGGAUUUUGUUGCGGCAGCAACAAAUAUUAUACAUUUUUGCUAAACAAAUUGAACUUCAACUGUGGAGUUUAAAAAGUGUUCUAGGUCUGCUUCUUAACGGAAUUACUUUUGUUUUCACGUUGUACCUACCGACGAUGCAAACUUCAAGCUGAUUUACCAUGCCAGGUGAGGAGUCUAGCCAAGAAAAAGGAGGCAGAUGCUGAAGACGUGCCUAAUUUCUUCUGCUGCUUUCCAGGACACACAAGAAAGAGGCUGCAUAGACACACAGGGGAUAUACUGUGUCACAAAGAAGGCUGCAGAUGACAUGGACAAGAGGCUGAACCCCAAAACAAUGGAGGAUUUUAAACUAAUUCUCCUAAUUUAAGCUAUUUUCCCACUGAUCUGAAGCUCCUGCGACAGAGUGGGCACAUGCCAUGUUGAGGAGACAGAGAACUGGCUCUCUUCUGAACGCUUUGCUGUGGUUUCUCUUCUUCAUUGCCAUGACAAUGAAACAGGCGUAUGGACAAUCCAUUAGCAGUUCAGAAAUUCACCAAAUUGUGCAAACAUUUAUUAAGGAGGAAGUUCACAAGAUGGAAUCAUUUGAUUGCAGACUGUACACCCCAACUUUAGCUGAUUAUAAGCAGAAAUGUCCCAGGUCCACACUCACAUGCUUUACGACAGAGCUAAAAGUCCUGAUGUUACAAUAUGGGAAACGUUCUUCAUCCUUACACCAGAAAAGACUCACCAAACGACUGACUAAAUUGAUGUCCUUGAUAAAACAGAAGGAUGGUGCCAACUGUCCACACUGUGAGGUCCACAGAGAACAGGCAGCAAAUGAUUUCUUAACAACAUUACUAGGGAUUCUGGAGUGGAUGAACAAUCAGGGGUCUCAGUUGCCAGACAGCCACUGAGAUGUACACACCCAUAGCCAGGGACAUCCAAGGACUCACAUAAGAGCAGAAAGCUACCUGAACAUUUGCUAGAUGUAGCAAAAUACUAUAUACACUACCAAGUUUGGGGUUACUUAGAAAUAUCCUUGUUUUUGAAAGAAAAGCACUUUUCUUUUGUCCAUUAAAAUAACAUCAAAUUUGUCAGAAAUACAGUGUAGACAUUGUUAAUGUUAAUGUGCAUAUUUGUAAACAAUAGCUGGUGCACGAAAUAUAAGGAAGUCUCUAGAUUUUACUCGCCUGAAGUAGAGUAUCUUAUGAUAAACUGCAGACCACACUAUUUACCAAAAGAGUUUUCAUCUUUACUUUUCGUGGUUGUUUAUUUACCACCACAGAUGGAUGCUGGCACGAAGACUGCACUCAGUCAGCUGUAUCAGGAAAUAAGCAAACAGGAAACCGCUCUCCCAGAGGUGGCACUCCUAGUGGCCGGAAACUUUAUUGCAGGGAAACUUAAAUCAGUUCUACCUCAUUUCUGUCAGCAUGUUAAAUGUGCAACCAGAGGGAAAGAAAUUCUAGUUCACCUGUACUCCACAGACAGAGUCGUGUACAAAGCUCUCCCUCGCCAUCCAUUUGGUAAAUCUGGCCACAAUUCUAUCCUCCUGAUUCCCGCUUACAAGAAAAAAUUAAAGCAGGAAGCACCAGUGACUCAGUCUAUAAAAAAGUGGCCAGAUGAAUAAUAUGCUAAACUACAGGACUGUUUUGCUAUCGCAGACUGGAACAUGUUCCUGGGAUUACAGCUCAGCGUUCAACACCAUAGUACCCUCAAAGCUCAUCACUGAGCUAAGGAUUCUGGGACUAAACACCUCCCUCUGCAACUGGAUCCUGGACUUCCUGACAGGCCGCCCCCAGGUGGUGAGGGUAGGUAGCAACACAUCUGCCACGCAGAUCCUCAACACAGAAGCACCUCAGGGGUGCGUGCUCAGUCCCCUCCUGUACUCCUGUUCAUCCACGACUGCGUGGCCAGUCACGACUCCAACACCAUCAUGAAGUUUGCAGACGACAGAACAGUGGACAGACAGAACACCAACAACGACGAGACAGCCUAUGGGGAGAAGGUCAGAGACCUGGCCGGGUGGUGCCAGAAUAACAACCUAUCCCUCAAUGUCACCAAGACUAAGGAGAUGAUUGUGGACUACAGGAAAUGGAGGACUGAGCACACCCCCAUUCUCAUCGACGGGGCUGUAGUGGAGCAGGUUGAGAGCUUCAAGUUCCUUGGUGUCCACAUCACCAACAAACUAGAAUGGUCCAAACACACCAAGACAGUCGUGAAGAGGGCACGACAAAGCAUAUUCCCCCUCAGGAAACUAAAAAGAUUUGUCAUGGGUCCUCAAAUCCUCAAAAUGUUCUACAGCUGCGACAUUGAGAGCAUCCUGACUGGUUGCAUCACUGGCUGGUACGGCAACUGCUCGGCCUCCGACCGCAAGGCACUACAGAGGGUAGUGCAUAUGGCCCAGUACAUCACUGGGGCUAAGCUGCCUGCCUAAAAAUGGUCAAAAACCCCAGCCACCCCUGUGGUCUCUGGUCUCUCUGCUACCAAAUCAAAUCAAAUCAAAUUGAUUUAUAUAGCCCUUCGUACAUCAGCUGAUAUCUGAAAGUGCUGUACAGAAACCCAGCCUAAGACCCCAAACAGCAAGCAAUGCAGGUGUAGAAGCACAGUGGCUAGGAAAAACUCCCUAGAAAGGCCAAAACCUAGGAAGAAACCUAGAGAGGAACCAGGCUAUGUGGGGUGGCCAGUCCUCUUCUGGCUGUGCCGGGUGGAGAUUAUAACAGAACAUGGCCAAGAUGUUCAAAUGUUCAUAAAUUACCAGCAUGGUCCAAUAAUAAUAAGGCAGAACAGUUGAAACUGGAGCAGCAGCACGGCCAUGUGGACUGGGCAAGGAGUCAUCAUGUCAAGGAGUCAUCAUGUCAGGUAGUCCUGAGGCAUGGUCCUAGGGCUCAGGUCCUCUGAGCGAGAGAAAUAAAGAGAGAAAGAGAGAAUUAGAGAGAGCACACUUAAAUUCACACAGGACACCGAAUAGAACAGGAGAAGUACUCCAGAUAUAACAAACUGACCCUAGCCCCCCCGACACAUAAACUACUGCAGCAUAAAUACUGGAGGCUGAGACAGGAGGGGUCAGGAGACACUGUGGCCCCAUUCGAGGACACCCCCGGACAGGGCCAAACAGGAAGGAUAUAACCCCACCCACUUUGCCAAAGCACUUUGCCAUGUUACCGUAUGGCAAGCGGUACCGGAGAACCAAGUCUAGGAUCAAAAGGCUUCUCAACAAUUUUCAUCCCCAAGCCAUAAGACUCCUGAACAGGUAUUCACAAAUGGCUACUCGGACCAUUUGCUUUGUGUGCCCCACACCCCAAACCCCUCUUUUAUGCUACUGCUACUCUCUGUUUAUCAUAUAUGCAUACUCACUUUAACCAUUCCUACAUGUACAUACUACCUCAAUCAGCCCGACUAACCGGUGCCUGUAUAUAGCCUCACUACUGUUAUUUUUCACUGUCUUUUUACUGUUGUUUUUAAACAUUUACAUUUAAGUCAUUUAGCUGACGCUCUUAUCCAGAGCGACUUACAAAUUGGUGCAUUCACCUUAUGACAUCCAGUGGAACAGCCACUUUACAAUAGUGCAUCUAAAUCUUUUAAGGGGGGGGGGGGUGAGAAGGAUUACUUUAUCCUAUCCUAGGUAUUCCUUAAAGAGGUGGGGUUUCAGGUGUCUCCGGAAGGUGGUGAUUGACUCCGCUGUCCUGGCGUCGUGAGGGAGUUUGUUCCACCAUUGGGGGGCCAGAGCAGCGAACAGUUUUGACUGGGCUGAGCGGGAACUGUACUUCCUCAGUGGUAGGGAGGCGAGCAGGCCAGAGGUGUAUGAACGCAGUGCCCUUGUUUGGGUGUAGGGCCUGAUCAGAGCCUGGAGGUACUGAGGUGCCGUUCCCCUCACAGCUCCGUAGGCAAGCACCAUGGUCUUGUAGCGGAUGCGAGCUUCAACUGGAAGCCAGUGGAGAGAGCGGAGGAGCGGGGUGACGUGAGAGAACUUGGGAAGGUUGAACACCAGAUGGGCUGCGGCGUUCUGGAUGAGUUGUAGGGGUUUAAUGGCACAGGCAGGGAGCCCAGCCAACAGCGAGUUGCAGUAAUCCAGACGGGAGAUGACAAGUGCCUGGAUUAGGACCUGCGCCGCUUCCUGUGUGAGGCAGGGUCGUACUCUGCGGAUGUUGUAGAGCAUGAACCUACAGGAACGGGCCACCGCCUUGAUGUUAGUUGAGAACGACAGGGUGUUGUCCAGGAUCACGCCAAGGUUCUUAGCGCUCUGGGAGGAGGACACAAUGGAGUUGUCAACCGUGAUGGCGAGAUCAUGGAACGGGCAGUCCUUCCCCGGGAGGAAGAGCAGCUCCGUCUUGCCGAGGUUCAGCUUGAGGUGGUGAUCCGUCAUCCACACUGAUAUGUCUGCCAGACAUGCAGAGAUGCGAUUCGCCACCUGGUCAUCAGAAGGGGGAAAGGAGAAGAUUAAUUGUGUGUCGUCUGCAUAGCAAUGAUAGGAGAGACCAUGUGAGGUUAUGACAGAGCCAAGUGACUUGGUGUAUAGCGAGAAUAGGAGAGGGCCUAGAACAGAGCCCUGGGGGACACCAGUGGUGAGAGCGCGUGGUGAGGAGACAGAUUCUCGCCACGCCACCUGGUAGGAACGACCUGUCAGGUAGGACGCAAUCCAAGCGUGGGCCGCGCCGGAGAUGCCCAACUCAACUUUAUUUCUUUACUUAUCUAUUGCUCACCUAAUACCUUUUUUUUUACAUACUAUUUGCACUGUUGGUUAGAGCCUGUAAGUAAGCAGUUCACUGUAAGGUCUACCUGUUGUAUUCGGCUCACGUGACAAAUAAACUUUCAUUUGAUUUGAGUUUGCACUGUUUUGUAACGAGUAGUACACAGCGUUGUAUGAGAUCUUCAGUUUCUUGGCAAUUCCUCGCAUGGAAUAGCCUUCAUUUCUCAGAAGAAGAAUAGACUGACGCGUUUCAGAAGAAAGUUCUUUGUUUCUAGCCAUUUUGAACCUGUAAUCAAAGCCACAAAUGCUUAUUCUCUAGAUACUCAACUAGUCUAAAGACAGACAGUUUUAUUGCUUCUUUAAUCAGAUACAACAGUUUUCAGCUGUGCUAAAAUAAUUGCAGAAGGGUUUUCGAAUGAUCAAUUAGCCUUUUAAAAUGAUAAACUUGGAUUAGGUAACACAACUUGCCAUUGGAACACAGGAGUGAUGGUUGCUGAUAAUGGGCCUCUGUACGCCUAUGUAGAUAUUCCAUUUAAAAAAUCAGCCGUUUCCAGCUACAAUGGUCAUUUACAACAUUAACAAUGUCUACACUGUAUUUCUGAUCAAUUUGAUGUUAUUUUAAUGGACAAAAAAUGUGCUUUUCCUUAAAAAACAAGGACAUUUCUAACCGACCCCAAACUUUUGAACGGUAGUGUAUGAAUUGUAAUGUACCAGAUCACCGAUAUCUUUCUUUCGGGGUAGCUGAUGAUCGGCUGGGGACAGAAGGUACAGUCCUUGGAAUUGGCAGAGGAUCUCCUUCACUCCUUCAAUAGUCUGUCUGAUACAUUUUGUACAUUGAUGCACAAGGUACGCACCAGUGUUUAAAUACAGUGUAUCACAUGUUGUGUAUAUUGCUCGAGACAAAGGUCUUUAUUUGUAUAUUUUUUAUUUGAUUUUGAAUUUUAGAACCCUUUAAUAAAAACCCAGCAUUGAAUAACACGUUCAUAAAUGGCAAAAGAAAUACAGGUUUAGAAUUGUUUGUCUUAUAUCUAGGAGAUAUAAGGACUCUCAGGAAAUAUUUUAGUUAUUUUUUACACAUAUGUAAGCCCUUACUCUUGUUGGCACAGAACUAUCUCUAUACUUCCAUUCAUUUGUAUGGGUUACCUUCAGACGAGUCCCGUGAGACUUGUGAGGGAGGUAGAGCAAAACAGAGAGCCCCAUCGUGUUCGUGAGAGUCUCCCCUUUUCAUAGAGUGGUCAUAGUUGGUAGGCAAAACUUUUCAGACGCUACAGACGUUUUCCUGAGAAGGCCGAUUUUCUGGAUGUCUCAUGGUCUGACAAACACUGUUGUAGCUAGGCCACCUUCCACCACUGAUGCGGAAGGCUGACAUAGGCGGAUACGGUGCUGCUGCAUAAAUUAUGUAAUAUGCCAGGGAGAUAUGUAUACUGUAGCUAAGAAAGUAAUACUAAGUGUAUGUUGUGUAGUAAGCUGUUAGUAGCCCAUGUGCCUCACCCUAAUAAUUUGUCUUCUUUCUCCCUCAUAACUUAACCUACUGUUCUGACUAUGUAGCCUAUAGCCCGUUUUAGAGAAAUGUAAUCAUAGAAUAUUGUAAGAGCUUUUAUUGUCUGCUUAUAUACCCCUGUAUUUAUCCUAGGGUUCUGACUUGGUGUACAGGGAAAAUAAUGUCUUAAUCAAAAUGAUGGAUUGCCUCUUAUCUGCUCUUCAUCCCCGAAUGCCAUAGUUUGUACAUCUUAAUUGAGAGUAGAAACCACAUUUGUUUAAGCAAGUCAGCCAUAUCAGCUAAGUUUUUUUAAGGCAAUAAAUGAGGCUGAAUUAACUGUUUUGCUGCCAGACAAGGCUCUGCUGAUAGCCAGGUGUAGCGGUGGUAAGGAUUCUGUCACGACUCCCGCCGAAGUUGGCUCCCCUGCCUGUUCGGGUGGUGAUCGGUGGUCGUCGUCACCGGCCUACUAGCCGCCACCGAUCCCUUAUUCUUUUCAGUUAGUUUUGUCUCAUUUGUUACACCUGUUCCUAUUUUGUGUGUGCUUGAUUUUCUUACCUAUUUAGCGUAUGGAACCCGCCCAUUUGUUGUGCGGGAUUAUUUUGAUGUUCACGUUGUAUUCGUUGGUGUUGUUUGUGCUCUGGACCUUGUUACCCGUUAUUUUGGGUUGGUCAGUGUUUGCGCCCUGCGUGUUGGGCAUUUCAUUUUGGUGCCGUAUUAAAGUGUACUUUCCCCCUGGA
Oncorhynchus keta (chum salmon) is the source of this 7164-nucleotide messenger RNA. It is a transcript of the gene il15l, whose product is annotated as interleukin 15, like. The coding region runs from base 698 to 1174 and encodes 158 amino acids. Gene Ontology annotation, molecular function: cytokine receptor binding; cytokine activity. The transcript has 6 exons. NCBI's taxonomy places the organism in Eukaryota, Metazoa, Chordata, Actinopteri, Salmoniformes, Salmonidae. Gene Ontology annotation, cellular component: extracellular region. The record is from RefSeq and is a predicted model, not a curated record. Gene Ontology annotation, biological process: positive regulation of T cell proliferation; positive regulation of cytokine production; positive regulation of immune response.